Pocillopora meandrina is the source of this 28699-nucleotide messenger RNA. The record is from the annotation of a GenBank genome assembly. NCBI's taxonomy places the organism in Eukaryota, Metazoa, Cnidaria, Anthozoa, Scleractinia, Pocilloporidae.
AUGAGGGAGUUUAAGAAUUCCAUUCCACUCUUUUCUGAUCUGAAAAACGAGGCUUUGCGAGAACGGUAGGCAAUGGGUCGUUGAUUGUUGAACAAAUUCUCCUUGCCAGUACCAGAAGAAAACUGAUUUUACUUUUAGAAAGUUUGGUUAAUUGUGUUCUUUAAUUUUUUCAACCAAAAAGGACGACAAAACGAUAAAACUAUGUAAAUGUAUAGCAAUACAAACAUAAUUCAAUUCUGUUGGAUCGUUCAAUUCCUAGUCAUAUCUUUUUUAAAUUUUUUUGUUAACAAAAUAGCGUACAAUUUAUUCUUAGCCUGUAUAAAAAAACCUCUUAUCCAUGGUCGGAAGGAAAAAGGAGGCCAAUAUAAAAAAAAGAGUACAUUAAUUCUGUAAUCUUGACUUCUUUACCGAACAGCCAUUGGAAGAAAUUAAUGGAAAUGACGGGCAUGAAGUUCGAUCUCAAUCCGGACACCUUCACACUUCAAAACAUGUUUGCCAUGGAGCUACACAAGUUCCAGGAGGUCAUCGGUGACAUCACGGCUAGCGCCACAAAGGAGCUUGGGAUCGAGAAAGGUAUCAGUGAAGUGGGUGACACGUGGGGCGCUAUGAAAUUCACUGUGUCCAAGUUUAUGAAGGGAACCCAAGAGAGAGGCUUUAUUUUGGGAGCUGUUGAUGAAAUCCUGCAAAUACUGGAUGAUAAUGCCAUGAAUUUGCAGAGUAUGUCCGCCUCGCGGUUUGUGGGGCCGUUUUUGGAAACUGUUAACAAGUGGGAGAAGAGUUUGUCACACAUUGGAGAGGUUGUUGAGGUAAGUGUCUGAGCAAUAGUAAACUGAGUGUGGAAAGUAAUCAAAUUACACGUUCUAAGAUUUUGUUUUACCUCGCAUUGUGAUUGGUCCAGACUGGUCUGUGAUUGGUCUAGCGCUACUUUUUCAUCCAAUCAGAUUUAAAUCUGACUAAAUUUCAUUCGCGACUUGGUCACCUAUGUUGCCCACGCUUCUUGCAGUUUGUGUGUUUUUACUUUCAGUUCUCAUUGGCUCAUUAUGUUAUUUUCCUUUCUUCCGAUUGGCUGUCGUAAUUAUUUGGUUUUGGUCUUACGACGCUUAAUCGAAAUGUGCUCUAAAAUUGCUUAAACAAGGUUAAAUUUGGCAACCAACAGAUAGGUACUCUGUCCUAAAAGGGCGACUAAACAUCAAAACCACUCAAAAUGAAACUGCGAAGGAGAUCUCUACCAGUCCCCAUGGUAAGCCUUACUUGAGUUGGAAUCUCGAAAAACCAUCAACGUCUUAAGGAAACAGCUAUGUCAUGAAGCGUUGCAGAUAAUAUCUGAUAUCCACUGUCUGGGAUCGUUUUUUCUAAUCCUUCUCAGGUGUGGAUGGUUGUGCAAAGAAAGUGGAUGUACCUUGAGAGCAUCUUCAUCGGCGGAGACAUCAGAGCUCAGCUUCCAGAGGAGGCCAAGAAAUUCGAUGACAUCGAUAAGACAUUCAAGAAGGUUUGUAGCAUGUUACGCUUCUGUGUUGCACGUGAAGGUGUGUGCUAAAGAAUUGGUGAUCGGGGGGAGGGGGGGAGUGGUGGCAGAGAGCAAGGGUUCUUGUCCAGACGUUUGGAUAUUUCAGUUUCAUUAAUAACCAGUUCAGAAUCUAAUUUCUCUCCACAAUAACACUGUCGAAUCAUCCAUUAAGAUCAUGAAAAUAAAGGAAAUGAUCGGCAGUCAAAGAAGCUUUGAUUGUUAAACGAAUUCUUCUUUUCUCUUGGGAGAAAAUUCAGAAGAAAUCUGGGAAAACACCCUUCCGUUUAUCUCUAAAUUUAACUAUGAAUUUUUCAGGGGAAAGGCACGUCCCAGCCAACACCACAAUGUCCCGCUCUGCUCUCUCAUCUUUUCUUAGUUCGGCUCCUGUUAAGAGCACAUUUUCUCCAAUGUCUGUGUCACUUGAAUAAUUCAUCUUGCACUUCAUGGUCUUCACCUUGUUUCUGUCUUCAGAUCAUGAGCGACACUGCAAAGAAUCCAAAAGUGUUAGAAGCUUGUCACGCCGCCAGUCGUCUGGAGCAGCUGCAGAUGUUGGUAGCUGGUUUGGAGAAGUGUCAGAAGAGUUUAAAUGAUUACCUGGACUCCAAGAGAAACGCCUUCCCAAGGUUUUUCUUUAUUUCUGACGACGAACUGCUCUCUAUUCUCGGCAGCCAUGAUCCACAGUGCGUGCAAGAACAUAUGAUCAAGGUAACUGAGUACGACGCAAUCAGGGCCAAUUUUAUUGCUUAAUGGCGAGUGGCAAAUUUACCUCUGAUUUUGCUUACUUUUCCUCUAAUUGUUUAUUAGAGCCAGUUGACAACAAUGACAAAUAUUUCAAUUUCACGUGCGCAAACAUUUUAACCCUUUUACCACCAAGAGUGACUAGCAUCUAAUUUCUCCUUAAAAAAUCCCUCCUUAAUCACACACUAAGGUCGUGAGAAUGAAGGAAAUGAUUACCAACACCUUAGGAAAUGUAUAGAGAACAGUAAGGAGAAUUUGCAUACUGAUGUUAGGGUGUAAUGGCUUAAGGCAGUCAGUAAAUUUUGCCUUUGUUGUUCGCGCGCGCUGUAGGCGAUGAUCUUAGAGAGAAAACAAGGAUUGUCAACACAUCAUCUGAAGCAUGGGCUUGGCAGUACCUCUAACCUGUUUUAAACGCAGUUAUCACCAAGUAAUCGCAACUUGUAUGCGGCGCAGCUUCCUUCAAAAGCUAAUCAUUUACUUUCUAAUUUUACUGGUUCUCGUCUUUUACAGAUGUUCGACAACAUUGCUAAGUUGCGUUUCGAAGAAGGGACUGGUGAAGAGAUGUUGGCCACUGCCAUGCUCAGUAGCGAGGCUGAGGUGAUGGAGUUCAGGCAGCCAGUGGCGGCUGAGGGACGAGUGGAAGACUGGAUGACAAACGUGCUGAAUGAAAUGAGAAGGACUAACAGACUCAUUACGAAAGAGGCCAUCUUUAAAUAUGGCGGCGAACUGUCCAGGUAUAAAUUCUUUCUUUACCUAACCAUCUAAUCUCUCAGAGCGACCAGCAUCUAAUUUCUCCUUACAGUAUCAUUAAGGUCAUAAGAACAAAGGAAAUGUUCACCAACUUUAGAAGCUCUUGAUUUUUAAACAAAUUCUCCUUUUGAGAACCAUAGGAAUGUAUAGAGAACAGUGCAGAGAAUAUGCGUCCUGAUGUUAGGUUGUAUAGGGUUAAGCUUUAAUGAUCUGUGGCUAAGGUUGUGUUUGCUUUAGCAUUACGAUUUUGUUGUUAAAAAAAUUGUUUCCUUAGCGUCCCAGACAGUUUUGAAAAAAUGAAAAAGAAAAAAAAAACAGGUGUUCUAAGCCUUCGUCUGCCUUGCUUGUUGCGUAAAUGUAAGGUCUUUUUUUCGCACAGUGGUCAGUUGAAACGAAAAUUUGAUUCUUAGAGGUUAUGAAAUCGAAACCAAAACCAAAUCAAUCACAAAAGCCAAUCAGACAUAAAAAUAUAUCAUUUGGAGGUAAUGAGAACUCAAAAUAAAACUAUCAAACUACCUGAAGCACGGGAAAACGUGGGUGACCAGGUCACGAUUAAUUUUAGUUUUGAAUCUGAUUGGCUAGGAAAGUUGAACAAUCAUGUAGGGACGUAAGGAAAAACCUAAGCAAUCCUGGAUUACAUUUGACACUGUUGUAAAUUGCUCUUUUAAGUUUAUGUUACUGUCUGGUAACAUUUUAGAUGUGUUUGUUUUUUUUUUCCAGAAUUGACUGGAUGAUGGAGUAUCAAGGAAUGGUGGUACUGGCUGGAAACCAAGUUUGGUGGACAUGGGAAGUUGAGGAUGUGUUUAGAAAAGUGAAGAAAGGAGACAAGAUGGGAAUGAAAAACUACGCUAAAAAGAUGCACAAACAAAUCAGCGACCUUGUUGAAAAGGUAUUUUGACACUGGCUUUUGGUCAGUUAAUUAGAUUAAUAAAAAAAUGAAUUAAUAGAUAAAUGAUUUCAGAAGCAAUUAAGAUAAAUUACAUAAAAAAGUGGCAAUUUGUGGAGAACUAUCUUGCUAAUAAGAAACGCUAGAUCUGUUUAUGCGCAUAUAAAUAGCGUGAGGAGAACGUAACACUGAUUAAAAUGGACAAGGCUAGUUUAGGAUCCUGAAAUAAAAAAAAGAGAUGACGUUAUAUUUCUUAUCUAACAAUUUGAUCUAAAAACGUACAAUCCCAGUCUGUUGCCAUGAAAUCAAAAUUACCAUCGUCCGAGACAAAAUUUUAUUUUCUAUGGAAGUUUUGCGUAACGUGACUCGCUUCAUGAAGUAAGCUGUUUACACUUUUUUUUUUUACUUAUGUAAAGUUUGUGGUUUUUUUUUUCAGGUUCGUGAGCCAAACCUGACCAAAAAUGAUCGCAAGAAGUUCAACACAGUGCUGAUUAUUGAAGUUCACGCCAGAGACAUCAUUGACAGUUUUGUUCGAGACAGGUGAGAAUAGUGACAUGAACUAACCUGGGGUUUCUAUAAAAGCCAUUUAUUGGUCUACCGCCGCUUAGAGGACCUCUUACCGCCGCGUACGGCCCCUUUUCCGUACACAGCCGCCAAUUGCACUAUCGGAAGCCGCUUACGGAUAAAGUAAUUGAAACCGCUGGAGCUAACUAGUCAAAAUAUUUUGCUGCUUUAUUUUUAGCUGCUUUAUUUUGUCUUAGACAAUCAGAUGCAAAUCUAUCAUCAAUCACAAAUAAGUCGCACAUGCUUUCCCUUACAUAAGGUCGGCGGUUUGUUUGUCUCUAUAUACCUUGAGCUCUCUUUGAGUCUUCAUUGGGUCAGAUUGAGCUCUCGGAAGGAGGGAAAAUGUUGAGGCUCUUGUUAACUAAAGUUGAGAAUGAUCAUAAUUCCCUCUGUUUUCCUGACAGCAUUAUGGACACGCGUGAGUUCGAGUGGGAGAGUCAAUUAAGGUUCUAUUGGGAUCAGUUACCUGAUGAGUUGAUGGUGCGUCAGUGUACAGGCGAGUUUGGUUAUGGAUACGAGUACAUGGGACUAAAUGGACGACUGGUCAUCACCCCCCUGACAGACAGAAUAUACCUGACUAUCUCUCAGGUGAGGUGUUUAAGUGUGUAACAAAUUUAAAGGGGGGGGGGGUAGUGUAGUUAUUAGAUGAACGUUUGGUGUUUUAUAAUCUUACUGAAUUGUAGUUUUACGCUUCUUUUCCCUUCUUUUUGUAGGCCUUGUCCAUGUACCUCGGUGGUGCUCCCGCAGGGCCGGCUGGUACAGGAAAAACCGAGACAGUGAAGGAUCUGGCUAAAGCUCUGGGAUUACUGUGUGUUGUAACUAACUGUGGAGAGGGUAUGGACUACAAGGUGAGCUAAACAGGUUUUGUGGAUGUCAUGUGAUAUGAGUAAUUUGCGUCACGCUUACGUGUCACGCAAUUGAGUGAGAGCUAUGGCUUCGACGACCUGCAUAGAGUGACAGUCAAACCCUUGCUGUUUGACAGAAUGUCUUUACAUUUUUGACCAGCUACUUAAUUUUAAAAGUUAUGUUUGUCGUUGCCAGCCACCCUUUACAGUGUGUGACUCGAAACUGGGGGAGUCGAAUUUGUUGCAAUAUUUUCGCAUAUCAGUCUACAAACGCACGAGUUUCUUACUUUUUUCUCCUCCAGUCCAUCGGCAAGAUAUUCUCAGGCCUGGCGCAGUGUGGUGCCUGGGGCUGUUUUGACGAGUUCAACCGUAUUGACGUGUCUGUACUAUCAGUUGUCUCAACGCAGAUUAAAACACUGCAAAAUUCACUCAGCAACCAUCUUAAGAGACUACAGGUGAACUUACGUCUACCUUACCUAAACUUUGACUUAAUUUGCAUGAAGAAAAAUGGUAAACGUAAUAACAAACCCGUCUCAAGCGUUACAAACUAUAGACAGUUUAGGGCAAUUACGUUUCGUAAAUAAUCUGAGAUUACCUUAGUUUUGCUUUAACCCUUUACAUCCUAACAUUAGCAUUAAUAUUCUCCAUACUGUUCUCUGUACAUUUACUAAGAUGCUGACAAGGAGAAUUUGCACCGUCCUCUCAAACAAUUAGAAGUAAAAAUAGAAACAAAGUUUCCUCAGUCAUUCGCGUUUUCCCGCGCUUUAUGUGACUUGCUUGUCUUUGCUUUUAGUCUCGUUGGUGAAUUGAUCUAAUUGGUCGCUUUGAUUAUCUUUGGUUCUGGUUUUUCGUAGUAGUCGAAAACUGCUCUAAAGAAAGACGUAAGACUUUGUCAAGAAUGUGAGACAAAAGGAAAUCCAAGGUCUCCGUGAGGAUACAGACUAUAGCUAUUCCUUCUAGUUUUUCUACCAACUGAUCCAGAGUAAACCCUACGGGAAGCAAUUGUUAAUCAAAUUGUAAACUCAUUUCUUCUCCUUAAACAGUUUGAAGGUACAGAGAUAGCACUGGAUGGUCGCAUGGGGAUUUUCAUUACCAUGAACCCUGGCUAUGCAGGUCGUACGGAACUUCCUGAGAGUGUCAAAGCUCUGUUCAGACCUGUUAUGUGUAUUGUGCCAGACCUGCAACAAAUCUGCGAGAUCAUGCUUUUCUCCGAAGGGUUUUUAUUGGCCAAGGUAAGACACACGAAAAAGAAAAUACGAUUUAGAGAUUGUCUGAAUUUAGUGUCAAAAGCAAUCAGGAAUUGUUUUUCUUGGCUUUUAUGAUUGGCGAUAGAAACUUACGUCGCUUACUCAAACUAUCAAAUGCAAAAGUUAAGUCGACUUGGUCGCCAGCUUUAUCUUGCGCUUAAGGAUGGGGACAUUUAUUUACUUGGAUAAUAAACAUUUAUUCUGCUUUGCUGAUCUGAAUAUUUUGGGUUUAGUUUCACGACACUUAUUCACUCACUCACCCGGGAUAGAAGGGGAUGGACGCUUUUUCGAGGCUGGGUGCUUAUCAACUUUUCCUUCCAACAGGGUCGGCGCUUAAUCGAGAUGGGCGCUUUUCCGGGGUUGGACGCUUAAUUGAUGAAAUACGAUUCACGCAUGGCAUGCAUCUAGUUAAACAUUAUUGUAAAUUCCUCCUUUUUACAAAGGUUCUUGCCAAGAAGAUGACAGUACUUUACAAACUUGCGUCAGGACAGCUCUCCAAACAAUCUCAUUACGACUUUGGGCUUCGUGCACUGAAGGCUGUACUUGUGAUGGCAGGGGAACUGAAGAGAGGUUCUCCUGAUCUGAGCGAGGUCAGUGUCAGUUCGUGUUUGAAACGGAGAAACGAUUACAAAAGUGUCUAUAGAAAUACUUAGGUUCUAAAUCUAGUGAAACACUGUUCCACUGUCAAGGUUUAGGCGUUCGACUUUAAGAUCUUAACUUCUCUGAACCGUUUCUUUUCCUAACCGUCCAAUAGUUUUUCUCUUGUCCAGGUCGCAUGUCGCUAGGAAGCUUAGUACAUUCAGAGUAAAAAUGCCUAGCAUCUCCAGUAGUGUUAAGUUUAGAAGAGACUGAGAGUCACUCGUGACCAAGUUUCCAGUAAAUGUAGAAACAAAUUUGUUGUUUGUUGACGUUUGCUAACCCCUACAUAUUUCUUUCACUGCCUUUACCUACGUUAACUCUGAAACAGAGGUCACGGUUCAAAGGUACCCACUGCUAUCUCAACUUCUCUUUUGAAUUUUUACUUCUUUCAGGAUGUAGUGUUAAUGCGUGCGUUGCGUGACAUGAACUUGCCAAAGUUUGUGUUUGAAGACGUACCACUCUUCCUCGGUCUCAUAGCGGACUUGUUUCCAGGCCUUGAUUGUCCAAGGGUACGAUACCCAAAUUUCAACGACGCAGUUGAAGCAGUGUUGCAGGACAAUAAAUACAUUUUGCUUCCACAUCAGGUAAAGCAUAAUUUAUAACGCCACAUUUCGAGAGAGAAUUUUUCUCGGGAUCCGGCGAAUACAAUUUAAGGGCGCGUUCCAUUUGACUGGAAAAUAUUUUUACUGCACCUUUUGCAAGCGGCAUCCGGAACGUGCAAACUGUCCGGCUCUGAGAGAAAAGGGGGAAAUCUUUUCAACAUAUUGUCUUCUCUUCGAGUCACCUUUUUUCAUUUACAUUGACUUCCUAGAAGUUUCGACAUCAUUCGCUCUUUUAAUGUUUAGCUUGAGGUAGUUGAAAGAUAGCUUUGAAGUUCAACUAAUAUACAUGCUGUCUCUGCGUAACAGGCCGAUAAAGUUGUUCAAAUGUACGAGACUAUGUUGACACGACAUACAACUAUGAUCGUGGGCCCCACUGGAGGAGGAAAGACUGUUGUUAUUAACACAUUAGCGCAGGCGCAGACACGGUAAGAUGAAUUAUUCACCUACAUCAAUUACUUGCGAGCAGGCCCUCAUUUUUUGCGUCGAACCGCUAUCUGGGAGACACAGUCCCAAGGCACUUCAAACCUGAAUGUGUGUUUAGGCUUUUCUUUCUGCAAUCGAGUUUACUCCAGCGGAUCUUUUCAUUAUUCAUCAUCCUGAGGUCAAAUGUGACUUAGCGGUUAUCAAAUGAAUUUGGAAAUUUAAGGGCUGCGAAAUGAAUGUCAGUAUCUGAGCAACUGCCUACCUACCCCUCCCCAGCCCACAUUAGACUUAACUUGUUAUCAGUUGACUGUUGUUGGGUUAGGGGAGUGGUAGGUUCGCAGUUGCUCAGAUACUGACAUUGAUACGGCCAGCCAUCAUCUUCUGGCGCAACUAGUCUUCUGUUUUAUUGACCCAACUUUUCUCUUAUCUCCAGUCUGGGCAUAACUACAAAGAUGCAUAUUAUGAAUGCCAAGGCAUGCACAGUGGUGGAACUGUACGGGACGCUGGAUCCUGUCACCAGGGACUGGACUGAUGGAUUACUGUCCAACAUCUUUCGUGAGAUAAACAAACCCACCGAUAAAAACGAACGCAAGUACAUCGUGUUUGACAGCGAUGUGGACGCCCUGUGGGUAGAGAACAUGAACUCUGUGAUGGACGACAACAGACUGUUGACUUUGGCUAAUGGUGAGAGGAUUCGGCUUCAGAAACACUGCGCCUUGCUGUUUGAGGUAACUUCAGUUUAAAAUAUUUACCAAUGCACGCUCUUCCCAUUUGAAACCUCCUUUUUCAUAUUGGUGCAUUGUUGACUCCGUUGAAUUGGGUGAUCAUAUUGCAUGUGGCUGUAGCGAAUUGUUGGUUAAAAAUUACUUUUCAAAAAAAAUGUUGCUCAUCUAAGAUCUUUCUAAAUUUUUCUACCAGGUUAUUUUAUUUGGAAAAUUGAAUUCUCAUAAUUUGUACGUUAAAAACUCUGCGACGAGAAGAAGAGAAAAUGUUUAAUCUUAUUAAGGGACUAAAAUGUCUCAAUUCCCAACUCAGGUUUCAGAUCUUCGUUACGCUUCCCCGGCCACUGUGUCCCGUUGCGGAAUGGUGUACGUGGAUCCUAAGAAUCUGGGCUACAAUCCUUACUGGCAGAAAUGGUGCAAUGCUCGAGGAAAUGACAAGGAACGAGAAGAGCUCAACAGACUCUUUGAGAAAUAUGUGCCUCCCUGCAUCGACUUGAUUCUGGAAGGAAUCAUCGAAGGAAAAAUCGGAAAGAAGUUGAAGACGAUUAUUCCCCUGACUAAUCUUAACAUGGUAAGUGAUGGUUUUGUUCAAAAAAAUGUUUGCUAACCAAUUAUCAAAAAGCUACGUAUGGAGAGACGUGGUGCACCAGCUUGCUCGGUGGACUCUAGAUGUACAGGGCCUGGUUCGAGUCCUGGCCAGUUUUUUUUUUUCAGGAAAGAGAUUUUACUCUCCCUAUGCCUCUCUCUGGUAAUGAGUAAAAACUGACAUCGACGAGCUGAUACGAAAAAUUUGGAAUCAAUGUCAGUCUUUGAGCAACAGCGCACCUGCCCCUCCCUUAACCCUAUUUUGCUAUCAGGUUACUCAUUUUGGGCUAAGGGAGGGGUAGGUGCGUCGUCGCUCAGAUGCUGACAUUGAUUUCGUACCAGCUCGUCGAUGUCAGUUUGUACUUAUUGCCCUCCUCUACCAAAAUAUGUGGUAGAAAAUGAUGAAAAGUGUUACAUUUCAUGAUCUGUCAUCGCAUUCAGGAACGGUAGAUUAGGAAACGGGUUGUGCAUGCUUUAGACUUGAUUCUCGCAGCAGUUAUGAGUAAUGGAUAAUUUCAUGUGUAUUUCCCUUUAGGUCGUUCAAUUGUCCCAGAUGCUCGAUGCACUGCUUCCCCCAGCAGAAAACGCUCAAUUCCUGGGAACUGAAACAACAGAGGCUGUUUUCUUGACCUCGUUGACUUGGUCGCUAGGGGGAGGCCUACUGGAGGAUGGGCGGAUUGUUUUUGAUGGAUUCGUGAAGAGGAUCGCGUCUUUACCUCAGAAUCCAGCUGAAGGAAGCGUUGUUAAACCAGGUUUGAAUUCAAUUUCUUCAACGAUGAAGGGCUGACGCUCGAAACGUCAGCUUUAGAAACUCUAUAAGUUAUUCAAUCUACAAUUUUCAUAAUUUUUCUUUUUUUCAUUUCUUUUAUGGUAUAUGGGGGACAAAUUAUCUUGUCACAGUUUCGCCAAGGCUGAAAAGGCAUUAAGAAAAAUAUUUUUACACCUGAAAGCCGUAGAAUUUGUGUUUACUUUUUUGGAAUCGUUUUUGCUUGUGAGACAUAACAAGAAGUGGUUUUCAAGCCAUUUUCCCACCUUUUUUCUUGUAUGUCAGGUGAGAUCCCGAGCGCUCAGCCCACGGUGUUCGAGUAUUAUUUCGACACGAAAAAGGGCCUUUGGGUACCCUGGGUUGACGUCAUCCCUAAGUACGUCCACGACCCUGAGAAAAAGUUCUCGGAGAUUUUGGUGCCCACUGUGGACACUGUCAGGACAACAUGGCUGCUUGAGCUGAUGGUUAAUAUUAAGAGACCUGUGGUACUUGUGGGGGAGACUGGGACCUCCAAAUCGGCAACUACAGCGAAUUUCUUGAGGGGACUUGAUAAAGAUGCGACGGUAUGUUGUACAUAAAGGAAAUUUAGUAAUCAAGUAAUAUUUUGUCUUUUUUUCUUAAAGAAAGAAAGUAAACGGACUGAGUGGAGAGGAGAUUUAUGUGUCUGAACAUUAAUAGUUGAACGGCUUUCAAUCGACUGCGUUGUAUUUUUCAUUGAAAGUAACUCAUGUUCGAGCCAACUAUUCCUUUUGGCUUUGCCUUGUUCAGUUAUAAAUGCCUUAGUUAUUUAUCUCUUUGUUUCUGUCUUAUAGCUUCUUCUCAACAUCAACUUUUCGUCUCGAACGACGUCCAUGGAUGUACAAAGGAAUCUCGAGGCAAACGUAGAGAAGAGAACAAAAGACACUUACGGUCCCCCCAUGGGUAAGAGACUGCUGGUGUUUAUGGAUGACAUGAACAUGCCACAGGUUGAUGAGUACGGAACACAGCAACCAAUCGCGUUACUGAAAUUACUCCUUGAGAGGGGAGGCAUGUAUGACAGAGGAAAGGAACUCAUCUGGAAGAACUUCAGGGAUAUUGGCUUUGUAGCCGCCAUGGGAAAGGUACAGUAGGUUGAAUUAGAGAAAGUUUCAAGUUAGUGUCGAUGGUAAUGUGGCAUCCUUGGUUUUGCUUUAUUACGCUCUGUAAUAGUUCUAGAAAACGCGUGCCGAAUCAGAUUCAAAAAAUAACAGUGACUUUUCCAAUCCAAGCGUACUGGCUUAAAAAUGUGCAUUGGGUGUUAAAGUGAUAAGAUUUCUGUGGGGAGUAACUUUUUUAAGUCUUAACCGAAUUUCCAAAGGAAAAUGAAUACUUCUUUUUUGAAGUAAAAAACGCUUUCUAACUUUUGUUUAUCAACGCAUUAAUUUCUUUUUUUUUCUCUCUCUAUCAGAUGUCUUUCACAAAGCAAUUUGUGGUUCUCACACGCGUUUUUUUUACCUUUUUACACUUCAUUUUUCGUUUUUUUCUUCCAGCCGGGUGGUGGUCGUAAUGAGGUGGACCCGCGUUUCAUUUCGUUGUUCAGCGUGUUCAACGUCACUUUUCCUUCACAAGAAUCCUUGACGAAAAUAUACCAUUCUAUUCUUAACGGGCAUUUGGAGCCUUUCAAAAAGGAAGUCAGAGAACUAGCUUCCAAGAUCACAGCCUCAACACUGGAGUUUUACAACAAGAUCAUACAAAAUCUACCACCGACACCCUCUAAAUUUCACUACAUUUUUAAUCUGCGGGAUUUAUCCCGUGUAACCCAGGGAUUGUGCUUAAGCACACCCGAUAGGUUUGAUACCCCCGGGCAAUUCGUCCGACUGUGGAAGAACGAAUGUCUCCGAGUGUUCUACGACCGCUUGACGAGCUCGUCGGAUAAGAAGAUCGUGAAUGUAAGUAAUUUACAUAUUUGUUCCUUUAUGAAUCUUCACGGGCGGUGUUUAACUGAAUCAUUCAGGGAACUGACGUAAAAUUACCACCAACCAGCUCAGUCUUGCUUUUAAAAUGAUUAAAAAAAUGUCAGGAAGAAAUCCUGUCAAAAUUUGACAUUUCAGAAGAGGGAUGUGGGUUCAGUAACACUUUGAAUACCGACUAAAUUGAGUGUCUCCUCUGCGAGUUUCCUUUAUUGCUAUUCAUACUAACGUGUCACGGUUAUUUCCCCCUAUCAGGGAUACAUUAGCGAGCUGGUAGAGCAGAACUUUACAAGUUAUGUGGACACCGUAAAUCGAGAGCCCAUCUUGUUUGGAGAUUAUCGUAAUGCUUUGACUGAAGAUCCGCGCUUGUAUGAAGACAUCGUGGAUUAUGAAGCAGCCAAGGCUAUUUUUGACGAGGUUCGUAGCGUAUGCUGCUUUCUUUUGAAUAAGAGUCUCUCUUGUUGAGUUUUAUGUUUAAAAAAUUUGAAUUUUUUUCCCGCUCUCAUAACAGAUUCUGGAGGAGUACAACAUGGACCACGUGCCAAUGAACCUUGUUCUUUUUGAUGACGCCAUCGAGCAUCUGACACGCGUACACCGUGUGAUCCGCAUGGAGAAAGGCCACGCCCUUUUAGUGGGGGUUGGAGGCAGUGGUAAACAGUCCCUAACCAAGUUAGGCGCCUUUUCUGCUGGAUGCGAGGUAUUUGAGAUCACCCUUACAAGAGGCUACGAUGAGAAUUCUCUCAGAGAGGACCUGAAGGGACUUUACUCGAAACUUGGUCUGGAAAACAAGAAAAUGGUGUUCCUAUUCACUGAUGCUCAUGUAGCACAGGAAGGUAAAAUUUCCAAACGAUAUUGGCACAUUAAUACGAUAAACAACACCAAAAUAAAGAUGGUACUGAUCUGCAUAGCAUUAAUGUUUUAUUGCAUUCCCAGGCUUCCUCGAGCUCAUCAACAACAUGCUCACCUCAGGAAUGGUUCCUGCGCUAUUCCCAGAUGACGAGAAAGAGGGAAUCAUCGGCCAGGUAAUUUCAAAUUGGCUAUUAAAGAUCCCUACGGGUCAUAUGUGUUGUCGAUUCUUGUUUUCGUUUUAAUGCUUUCCUCCGAGAGCUUCAGUUUUCUCAGAAAUUGAGGUGGUAAUUCAUGAAUCUGAGACUUGUGAAAGCGAAGCACUGUGAUUGGUCCGCAAAACGUGUACCAGCCAAUCAGGUGGAAACUUGUGCCAAUCGUGACGUGUUCACUCACUUUUCCCGCGCUUAAGGCCGUUGACAUGUAUUUCCUUUGAUUCUUUUCAUUGGCUCCUCGUGCCUCGAUUAGUUGUUGCGAUUACUUUGAUUUUGGUUUCACGAUAUUCCAUAGAAAACUGUUCGAUUUGAAGAACAGACUAUUUCAUAGCUUGGUUUAUUAAACAAAAGUAUAUUCCUUUUCUUUUUCUUCCCUUCAGGUUCGUGAUGAGGCAAACAAAGCCGGAGUACCACCUGCACGGGAAUCUAUUUGGCAGUACUUUGUUAACAAAUGCGCAAACAAUCUGCACAUCGUUUUAGCCAUGUCACCCGUGGGAGACACAUUGAGGACACGAUGCCGCAACUUCCCUGGUCUGGUCAAUAACUGUAGUAUUGACUGGUUUACAGCAUGGCCACAACAGGCACUCCAUGCUGUGGCCUCAGUAUUUUUGGGAGAAAACGUAAGUUGACGAGAGCCGUAGACAACUCUAUGAUAAUGCCUUUUACAGGGUACGCAUAACCUUGAGCCAAAUAUUUUCUGUCUGGCCCUCCUACUCAGUCAAUAAGUGUAUUGUACAUAGUAUUUACAUUGCAAUCUACUUAAUGACUUCAUGGCGUUAUGUUCUUGGGCAAAACUUCUAAGUCUCGCGGUGCCUCCUCUACUCAGGAAUAUGAAUGAGUACUGGUGAAUUGUCAGGGAAGCCUGAUGAAAUGGGAAGGGAGGGAAGGGUAAAUUUGCGAUGUAUUGGCCUCCCAUCCAGGGGGUAGUAUCAGUACUCCUAUAGUUGCUUCAUGCUAAGGAAACCGGGAUAAGGUCUGGCUAAAUGGGCCACUUGGCUCGAGUUCAGACUUUACCUUUUCAGUUUUACAUUGUAUUGAAUGCCACUCAAGAUGAGUAAAAAUUUCAAUAAAUAGGGUUGUUUUUUUCAUAAGUACUGAAUUACGUAAAAUUUUCAAAACAAUCCUGUUUUUAAAUGUCCUGAAAACGACCGCUCAGAUACACGCUUCACUGAUCCAUCAAAACAGAAAUUGUAUGUGGAGUUAAAAAAUUUCAGGGUUGUUUAGUAGUCAAGGUAUUUUUCAAAGAGCCUGUUUUACCCUCCCAUGUUGUGACCAAGACAACUAACCCUUUCUCCUCUGAGUGACCAAGACAUUUCAACAACAUCAACGCAAAAUCAAGUGGUGGGACUGAAGAAGAAUACAACGAGGGGAUUGUUAGUUGAUCCAAUACUAAAUUCUCUGAAUAAGUAUAAUAAGAACUGUAUGGCAAGGAGAAUUACUGAUGAGAUCUUGGAGAGAAAGGGUUAAAGUUCUCUCUAAUUUUUGAGGGUAGUACUAAAACAGUUUUUUACAGGUUAUUCUUAAAACCUGAAUGACUCCUCUUCGCCAACCUGUUGAAACGUUUUCCUUUUUUUUUCUUCAGAACGACAAGAUACCCGAUGAGCACCGUGAAAAUGUAGUGAACCAUGUGGUGUUUGUGCAUCAGACUGUCGGCGUGUACAGCAAAACAUUCUUGCAGAAGCUGAGGAGAGUUAAUUACACCACACCAAAGAAUUACCUAGACUUUAUCAACACGUACAACAAACUCUUGGAGGAGAAAGACAAGUUUGUCUUGGAACAGGUUAGCUUCACGUUCACGCAGCUGUCUGGCCUGUGGUCUGCAAUCACGCCCUCAUUAUUCACGCUGUAGGACGCACGUUUCUCCAUCCGCGGGAAGAUUUGAGACCAGUAGGGAAGAGGUUUGCCAGGGUCUGGACCCAUUGCAGACCUCUUGCCGCCUCCUCUCGUUGCUCAAGGUGUCAUACUUUCCCGAGGGCGAAGAAACGCCGGUGCUGAAGUGCUAUUAAUGAGGAGCAGCUCGUUGACUCGCCGCUAUCAUGUUGUAUUCUGGAAGAAUGACAUGGCUGGCUUCCAUGAAUGGAGACUGUAUUAAACGAAACAAAACUUUUCCUUCUUCCUUUCUGCAGUGGAUGUUAUGAUAUAUUCACGCGUAAUUAAGCAUAUUGAUUUGAACCAGGGGAAUAGAGUAAUUUUCAUUUGAGUGUUGAAAUGUUUUUACUUCACUUUGAUUAGUGAUUGGUCCAGAAAAAAACUCGUGCCAUUCUCUCAAAACUAAAAACAAACGCGACUUCGUCACUUGCUUCUAGCAGAAUGCUUCUUUUCACUUCUAGUUCUCAUGUACCCAAUCAGUUAUCAAAUUAUUUUUCUAGUAAAGGGUGAUCGCGUUUUUCUCCAAAUAAUAUUUCGACUUUUGCUUUAGUGUCAUCGUCUUGACGGAGGCCUCAGCAAAUUGUUGGCCGCAAGCGAACAGCUGAAAGAACUGAAUGAAAAGCUGGAGAUUCAGAAAGUGGCGGUGACAGAGAAAAGCGAGGCCUGCGAGAAACUGCUCUCAGAGAUUCAGCGUGCCACGGAACUAGCAAACGAGAAAAAGGCCAUGGCGGUUGGGAAGAGAGAGGAAAUAGCCGAACAGAACAAGGAGAUCGUUGUCGAGAAAGCCGAGGCUGAGGAAGCUCUUGCCCAGGCUCUGCCUGCGUUAGAAGAAGCUAAACUGGCUUUGCAGGAUUUGGACAAAUCUGACGUCACUGAGAUCAGGUACGUGUUCUAACGUGCUACUCAGAGAGGGGGCUGAAAAAAUAAACAAACAUGGGACAGCCUAAGUAAAAACUAGUUUCUCAAUAUUGAGUCGCUGUUGCGAAAUGAUUAAUUAAUUAUUUAUUUCGCUUUCUUCUUUGUAAUCACAUGAGGAAUUGUACUCAUGAUGGUUAUCAACCCUCCAUUUUCUCUCCCUAGGUCAUUCGCCAAACCCCCUCGCGCGGUACAGAUGGUAUCAGAGUGUAUCGUCGUAAUGCGUGGUUACAAAGAGGUAUCAUGGAAACAAGCAAAGGGAAUGAUGUCUGAAGCAAACUUCUUGAAGAGCUUGACAGAUAUGGAUGUGGAUGGCAUCACAAGCGCUCAGGUAACGGGUAGAGAUUAAAGGUUAUUUUCCACAGGCUGAGUGAAACGAAGCAAGUGGAGAUGCGUAGGUCUUUUUCACCCACCACUUGGGGUAUUAAGUUAUACUCAAGUUACACUACAUAAUGAUUCAGUGUCAUAAAACCCUAACGAUUACAACGGACGCUGACAGGAAAGGUAACAAUGACAAGUAGCAAGCGCGCAAAAGUGCUAGUUAACAUCUGACAUUUCAUUGUAAUUUUUUGGUGUGAUUGGUUGAAAAGAUGGCCGAACGUGCUCGACAAUUUAUAGAGUAAAAAAACUAAGGCGAUACUGAAUCACGAUCAAAUAACCAAUUUGCGAUAGGGCCAAACCAUGGCGCUUCCAAUUUCCAUUGGGUUCUAUUAUCUCUUCUCUCCUCCUUUAAUUAACCGUGGCAUUUCUUUAGGUGCGUCGCGCCCGUGAUAUGUUGAAGGAGAUGAACAUCACAGUGGAAGAGAUGAGAGAAGUCAGCAAAGCAGGAGCUGGAUUACUCAAGUUUGUGGUGGCCGUGCUUGGCUACUGCUCUGUUGCCAGGGAAAUCAAACCAAAGAGAGAGAAGGUAGGUGUUGUAGAGAUGAUCCACAAGGUUGUCCGAAACAAAUCUAACCCAUAAUAGAAGUAAUUGGUUUACGUCCCUGUGGAAGGAGCGUGGGCUUAUGUCUUGGACAGCGGUUAGUUACUAAGGUUAGAAGAAUACAUAGUGUAACAAUCCUACACUGGGUCUAAACGAGACCCUCUAUACCACACUUACAAAUUGUUAUCAGUCUGUACGAAGUGUGAUGAACUCUGUAUCUUUUUGCAUCACAGGUGGCUAGGCUGGAGAGAAAUUACCACCUGAGUAAGCGUGAAUUGGAGAAGAUCGAGAAAGAAGUGAAGGCUUUGGACGAGGAACUGAAGAAUCUUGGGGAUAAAUACGAUGCCGCCAUGAGAGAGAAGUCGAGUCUACAGGAAGAAGCAGAAAUUAUGGAACGGCGCCUGAUAGCAGCUGAUAAACUCAUAUCUGGUCUGGGAUCUGAGAAAAUAAGGUAAAUGAAUUGAGACCUCUCAUUGCCGGAGAGUGAUUCAAGACACGGUCUUUAAGAUAGCAGAUUGUAUUUAUGUUAUGAGCACAGCAUAGCUCUAAAGGCUGGUUUUCGCGAUCGUCGAAGGCAAAGUCGGAGUUAUUUUCAUCGGCGUAGAGCGACACAAUCCGAUGAUUUUUAUCAGCUAAGUUGAUAAUGUCAAUUGGGCAGCGUGAAGCUGACGUUUCGAGCGCCAUGCCCUCGUCCCUCGCUCCUUAGCCCUUCCUAUUGGCUCUGACGAUGGGCUAACGCUCGUAACAUCAGCUUUAGAAAGUCCUUGCGGUGGCCAAUUUAAAUUAUCAACUCAUUUUAUCAAACCAAAAAUAUUUAGUAAUACUCCACACCGACGUAGCACCGUAGUUAGAAACGUACUCCCUUUAUUUACAUAGAGAAUAGAUCCUGCUCGUGUUUCUGUCACGCGCGACCCAUGCACCGCACCAAGCCAAGGAGUUUCCAAGUGAAAUCGAAAGUUGUAAGCCAAAGUAUGGCCUGAGAACUCGCAUUAUGACCGGUUGGUUCUUCUACGUCUGCUUGCGACUUUGAAAAUCUAGUUUACACUGGAUCAUAGUCAUUAAUGGAAUUGGAUAAAAAUGGAAAUUUUCUGUUUGCCUCCGAUUCCAUCAAGCUUGUGAUUCCGCUUACGACUCCGAUUUUCGAUUUCACUUGGAAAAUGCACCUUGGAAUCCAACUACUACUCCUUCGCGGGUAAAAUCCAGGCUUGGAAGGUGUUCUUAGGUGAUAUACAAUCUUAAGUCUUUGAUGAAUCCCUUCUUAUGUCCCUCUCCCUCAGAUGGACGGAAGACCUUGAAGAACUAAAGCGUCAACGAGUUCGUUUGCUUGGAGACUGUCUCCUGGCCUCAGCCUUCCUCAGCUAUCUGGGAGCCUUCACUUGGGACUUCCGAUAUGACAUGUAUCGGGGAGAGUGGGAGAAAGACGUCCUAAAUCGAAACAUCCCCGUGAGUCAACCCUUUAGGCUGGACACCUUCCUCACUAAUGAUGUGGAGAUCAGUCGAUGGACAUCGGAGGGGCUCCCUCCGGAUGAACUGUCGAUCGAGAAUGGUAUCCUGACCACCCAGGCCAGCCGGUAUCCACUGUGUAUUGAUCCACAGCAGCAGGCACUGAACUGGAUCAAGAAGAAAGAAGAGAAAAACAAUUUAAAGGUGAGAUGUGCGUUUGUGUCAGUCGGAUGCGCGGCAGGUUCUCGCUUUGUGAGAAUUUUCAAUCAUGAAUUUUCAGUGUUUGAGUAGCCUUAUCUUCUUAACUCUGUAUCAUGCCUUUCGCUUCAGAGAUUUAAUAGCUUAUUCUUGCACCUGGCAAAUAUACAUCUCUUUGUUGGAUAUUCCUGAGAAUUUGAUGUUUGAUCACCGUCGGAAGACAAAAUUUCCAAGUUGAUGAUUUUCUGAAUCAGUCAUCAGGCAGUUUUUGAAAGUUGUAAGAAUAGUUUUUAAUUUGAUAUCUCUUAGAGGUGAAAGCCAUUACUAAUUUAAUCGUCAUUUCUUGUUGCUUUAUCUUGUAGGUUGUUACUUUCAACGAUCCAGAUUUUCUAAAACAGCUUGAGUUGGCCAUCAAAUAUGGCUUCCCCAUUUUGUUUAAGGACGUUGAUGAGUACAUUGAUCCUGUGAUCGAUAACGUACUGGACAAGAAUGUUAAAGGUAACAAUACAAAGAGAACAAAACACUCUAAGUAAUGAAUUAACCUUGUUAUUACUGCUGUCAGGCGAUAAAGGUACUUCUCUUGUAUGUAUUUAUUCGAUACUUACAACAGCCCUCUAGACAAAGAAAGCUCCUAGAGGAGAAAGAAAAAGAUUCUGUAUUGUUGGUACGACCGUAUAUUCUUGUAGAGUCUGAUUUUUGAUCGCUUGCUCUCGAAAUUUAGUCACUAAACAACAGCCUAUCAGAUGCUGUGCAUUACUCUCUCCUUACCUUUCGUCAUAAAAAACGUCCUCAAAACUUUUUUUCGGUGGAACAAGGACGUCAUUUUCAAGGGGUACAAAUGACUUCGGCAAUUGUUUUAUUUGUAGAGCAGUUUUCAGUUGACCAUCGAAAAACCAAAACCAAAGUAAACCAAAGGAAAUUCAAACUAAAAACAGGCGAAAAACUUAAAGCGCGGAAAAACGCGAGUGACCAAGUCGCCAUUGGUGUUAAUUUUGCGUCUGAUUGUUUUAAAGGAUAACGGAAGUUUUCCAAACCAAUCACAGGGACAAGUAAAGCAAAAACAAAACAAUCCCUAAUUACUUCGACACUCAAUGAAAAAUUCCUGUAUGUAUCGUGACAAUGUUGUGGUAUUUUUUCUAUCAGGCGAGCCUGGCCGCGAAUUCGUUGUAUUGGGAGAUAAAGAAGUGGAUUAUGACCCAAGUUUCCGUCUGUACCUGAACACAAAGCUGUCCAACCCUAAGUACACGCCAACGCACUUCAGUCGCUGUAUGGUUGUGAACUACACAGUGACUAUGAAGGGACUUGAGGAUCAGCUGUUGAGUGUUAUUGUGGGAUUUGAGAGGAAAGAGCUUGAGGAACAGAGAGAAAGACUUAUUCAGGAAACCAGGUGAGUUGUUCCUGAGCACCAAUGAUAGUUGGACAUAUCGCUCACUAGUGUUAAAAACGAGUCUUAUUUUCAUGGUGAUGUAACAUUUUGUUUUAGUGAUAACAAGCGCCUACUGAAGGAUCUUGAAGACACGCUUCUUCGUGAGCUGGCUACGUCGCAGGGUAACAUGUUGGAUAAUGUUGAACUUGUUCAAACUCUAGAAGACACCAAGUCAAAGGCUGUUGAGGUAAUAAUCUCGUUUGAUUUCUUUCGUUAAAUUUUAAUCAGUCCGAGCUACUCCCACAGUUAGCAUGGAAUGGACUUAUCACUGUUUUACAUCCUCUUCUUCGGGCGGGUCAUUAUGCUGUUCGUCUUUCAUCCGAUAUUACUUAAGUCUCUAUUCCCCACAAACGUCUUACUGAAUCUUUUUGUUCUCUCCAGGUCGGUGAGAAGCUCAAGCUUGGCGCCAAAACAGCAAUCGACAUCGACAAGCUUCGCGAUGGUUACAGGCCAGCGGCAAAGCUAGGAGCGGUUCUGUUCUUUGUGUUAUCAGAGAUGUCAGCAGUGAAUUCUAUGUACCAGUACUCUUUGGCUUCCUAUUUGCAAGUGUUUGACUUGUCUUUGAGAAAGAGCUUACCAGAUUCCAUUCUGCCAAAACGACUCAAAAACAUCAUGGACACCCUCACUAUGAAUGUGUACAAUUAUGCCUGUACUGGUAAGGGUAUACCUCAUGACGACCUAUAUGAUACACUCAACCCUUAAACUUUCAGUAGUGAUUAACAUGUAACUUAACAUGUACUGGGAGUAACAAUAAAUCGUGUGCUGUGAUGAUGGUCCGGAUGAAAGUAGUCCUGAAAUGGAGUGUUGAUAACGACAGUCACCAACGUUUUGACUACCUCAACAGAAGUUAUUUUCAGAAUUCAGGCCAUGAGCUGUUUAUCGAUCGAAUGUUUAAGUUUUGGAGUAUUGGUCAUUUUUUUUCCCGAAUACUAUUGGCUGGAAGGGUUAAAUAAUCCUUACAGUUUCUUUUCAAAGGAAAAGGAAGAAGGAUCGUUUUGUAUUCAACAACAUUGUUUAUCACGAGUAUCUGUGUUUUAAUCUUUAGGCCUGUUUGAACGCCACAAGUUGCUCUUUUCAUUCCAAAUGACCAUCAAAAUUAUGGAGGCAGACGGAAAGCUUAACCCCGAGGAGCUGGAUUUCUUCCUCAAAGGCAACAUUUCUCUUGAAAAGAGUUCUCGCUCAAAACCCUUCCCUUGGCUGCCAGAUCAAGGCUGGGAAGACAUACAGAGACUCAUGACUGUGACUCCAGACGCUUUCAGUUCACUGGCGGAUGACAUAGAAAGGAAUGGGAAAGACUGGAAAGAGGUGUGACGGUCUAAUUACUUUCUAAACGUAAAGAUAAGGCUACGUGGCCAACCCACGCUCACUUUGAUGUAUAUUUGAGCUUGACUGAUCCGAAUCCUUUAAAACUUGUAUAGAAAAUACUGGCCAUAGUCUGAGUGCCACAAAGUCGUCAACUCUACUUAAAAUGCACAUAAAUGAAAAGAUUAUUUCAGGGUUGGAUAAUACCACCAUUUCAUUUCUCUUUAGUGGUGUGACCAAGAUGCACCAGAAUCCGCCCCUUUUCCUGGUCGUUACGAAGAAAAACUGACAGACUUUCAACGUCUUCUUCUCCUGCGCUGUUUCCGUGUGGAUCGAGUUUAUCUGGCUAUCACGAACUUCGUGACUGGCAGAAUGAGCGAGAAAUAUGUGACGCCGCCUGUGAUCAGUUUUGAGGCGAUAUUUGAGCAGUCCAACCCGUUCUCGCCAAUAAUCUUCAUUCUCAGCCCCGGCUCGGACCCUGCUAGUGACUUGAUGAAGCUGGCUGAGAGAUCAGGCUUUGGUGGAAAUAAGUUGAAGUUCCUUGCAAUGGGUCAAGGGCAGGAAAAGGUAACACCAUUGAUUUGCCUUCAUUUGUUGUUUUUUUUUGUAAAUUUUCCCAUCAUUAAGAGGCACACAAGCAGAGAUGAGAAGGACAAAGUAUAUAUAGUCUCUUCUUUCCCAGACUCCCUUCCCGCCGUUCCCUACGUGGCAUGCCACUCCGGCUGACUCGAUUCUUGUCCCUUGCGACUCUUGUAACCGAUAAUGGGCGAUAUGAGGAUGAACGAGUCAGAAAGGUCUUAUUAAAUUGUUUCCAGGGUUUUAGAAAUUGCAAAAGCUGCUUAUGAUAAAUUUUAAAUCUAAUCUUCCUUUUGUAUAGUUGUCCGAUUUCGGUUCGUUCCAUCUGAUUUCGCACAGUUCUGUCCAAUUUCGAAUUUAAUUAUUGUAUGACGUAAACCACUUCAAUAUUCUUCCUUCUCUUUGCAUUUGCAGUUAGCCCUGCAACUGCUUGAAACAGCGAUCGCUCGCGGUCAGUGGCUGAUGCUUCAAAACUGUCAUUUACUGGUAAAGUGGUUGAGGGAACUUGAAAAAGUCUUGGAACGGAUCAGUAAACCGCAUCCUGAUUUUAGGCUCUGGCUCACCACGGAUCCUACACCGGAGUUCCCUAUUGGGAUCCUACAGAGGUCCCUCAAGGUAAGGUGACAAGUAUUUGCAAGGAAUCACCACAUGAUGUUUUACGAAACCUUUGAGGUAUGUAGAGGAGGUGCAGUCCAUUAUGGUUUCGCGCUAGACUCUUCGUCGAAAGAUCUUAGCUUAAGCCCAGGCUUAGAUUGUGAGCCAGCUCUCAUUAUUAGCGCUACGACACGAGCUUUGCUUAGCCCGCGAGCAAGUCUAAGUUCUGGAGCAAAGCAAGAGGUCUGAUAAGGAGAGACACAAUUCUUCUAGAUGCUUCGUGUUUUAGAAACUAGGAUAAGCCCAAGCGGUGCGAGCCUCUUGGUUCGCGGGAAACACUUGAAUUUUUUUUACUUUUAGAGCCAUGCUGACAGUUAUUUCUUAACAUUUCUGUCUGACUUGCAUAAAAUACUUUUUUUUCAGGUUGUUACUGAGCCGCCGAAUGGUCUAAAGCUGAAUCUUCGCAGUACUUAUCACAAGAUUACCAACCAGGCGCUUGCUGACUGUCCUCACCAGUCCUUCCCACCGCUUGUGUACGUCAGAAAUUGUAUUUAUUUACAAUAAAAGCGCGCGCGAGGAUCGUGGGGGUCAUUUGAUGGGAUACUUCUCUAUAUUAUUCAUAAAGUGACUGUAAUAUCAUUGAAGAGGUUUUAAUUAUUAGUAUCACACUACGAAAGUCAAGUUUUUAAAGCAUGUGUACCUUCCCGAGUUUUGCUCUGGAUUCAUGAUGUCUUUUCUGGCCUGUCAAUUAGGCAGAUUAAUUUGGUGACCAUUAACCCUGUGACUCCCCUGAGUGACCAAGACAGAAUUUCUCCUUACAAAAUCAAUACAAUAUCAAGCAGACAAGUGAUGAGAAAAAACGAAAAUAUCAAUUAGGGGAUUAGUGGUUGAUCCAAUACCAAAUACUCCAAACUAACAUCAUAAGAAUUGUAUGUUAGACAGUAAGGAGAAUUGCUAAUGAGAUCUUGGUAGGUAGGAAAGCAAGAGCCCAUAAUAAUCACACAGUAAGAACAGGUUGGAUUUCAACGAGAUAGAGUAUGAGAUCUCUCUUGGCUGUUUUUUUGCUUCGUUUAUCAGACCUUUAGAUUGUUGUGGUUUCAAUUUAUCUGUGAAUGUAACAGGGAACCGGUUUUUUGUUUGCUAAUUAGGUAUGUGCUGGCAUUCUUCCACGCAGUGGUACAGGAAAGACGAAAGUACGGGAAAAUUGGCUGGAAUAUUGCUUAUGAUUUCAACGAGUCAGAUUUCCGAGUGUGUAUGACUUUACUGAACACUUAUCUAACUAAAUCACUGGAGAGUCCUGACAAGAGGAUACCUUGGGCCAGUUUGAAGUAUCUCAUUGGCGAGGUGAGUCAUUAUUGACAAAUUAAAUCAGAGAAAUAUGGGUUUCGCCUUGUUAAAAAAAAAAAAUACCAUCUUUCGUCUAUUACUUAUCGACACGAACCUUCCGACAUUGCUCGCCCUGGCAGUAUGCUGGACGUGUGUUAUACAAGAACCUUCUAAUGGCCUCACUCACCGCCGCGUUUUCUGUUUCUCAGUGGUAGAGCAUCAGAGCGCGGAAUCCGACUGUCUAUGGUUUGAUUCCUCAAGAAAACUAUGGAUUUUUUUUUGUUUGUCUCACGUUCGGGACAAGACGAAAAACAAAUUUAUUGAUUUCACCAUCGAGCUUAAAAGUAACCAUCUUUCCUAUUUUAAUACAUUGGAUUUGUUGUAAUGAGAAUUGAAUUUGUGGUGUUUUUCCUUUUUGUUAUGUAGGUCAUGUAUGGUGGACGGGUUAUCGAUGAUUUUGAUCGCCGCGUAGUGAAAACUUACAUGGACGAGUACAUGGGCGACUUUAUAUUCGAUACCUUUCAGCCAUUCCACUUCUACAUGGGCGAAGAGGUGGAUUAUUUCAUUCCCAAACCUGAAAAAGGUAGGCAUUAAUCUCACUUCAUUUUUUUAUCUUAUCCCUUUACUGCUAACCUGUCCUCUCUUUGGAAUUAUUCCGUCAGUCCAAGACCCUGAUCGUUUUUGUCAGUUUGGAAACUCUUCGGUCAGCCUUUUACCAUUUUAGUUGUUAAAGAGGCUGCGUUGUAGACAAGCGGUUGAACAGGCUGUUUGUAAACCUAAAGUGAAACAAACUGCUCUAAUCUUUUUUUUUUAUUAUUUUUUAUUUUUUAUUUUUUUUUUAUUUAAACAAGGGUGACGUCAAUGAGAUAAUAGUCGACGUUUCGAUAGUACAAGGCCAACUUACAAAUUCGAAAGCAUUAUCUCUCAGUAUGUGCACAAUGAUUAGUCAAUUUGGCGGGCCAUGUUUCACUGUACAGCCCGCUAAAUUUAAAAGUUUGUUUGAACCGAAAUCUUCCUCCUCUAUCGGUUAAAACCCAGGAAUACAAGAAAUAUCUUAUUAACCUCGUUUUCUCAGUCUGUUCUAUGAUUUACGGACCCUCGUUUUUGCUGCUCAGAUUUGUCGCGCAAAAGCUUCACUUUGGAUUAUAAAUCCGUGCGGAAAAACUCCGUCUGUAACUUGCAUUACGCACCUUGAACCCAGUUUGUAAGAGAAUUUAUUCAACGUUUAAGUGCAUAACACAGAAUAAUGUAUCAAAACUUUUCACUAUUUUAGAUGCUCCGGAGUGUAACCGAGACUUAUACGUGGACACCAUUGAGGAUUUGACCCUGUCUAACACCCCUGACGUCUUCGGUCUGCACCCCAACGCGGAGAUUGGUUACUACACUCACUCAGCCAAGGACAUGUGGAACCACUUGGUGGAGCUGCAGCCUCAGACCGGAGGAGAGUCAGGAGGCAUCAGCCGGGAGGAGUUUAUAGGCAAGAUCGCCACGGACAUUCAAGGCAAGCUACCUCCUCUCUUUGAUGUGGAUCGGGUCAGGAAGAACAUCACAGACAUCACGCCGACUUAUGUGGUGUUACUGCAAGAGCUGGAUCGGUUUAAUGUCUUAAUCAGGAAGAUGUCAACUUCGCUUAUCAACCUUCAGAGGGUGAGCAACUGCAACUUUUUUCCAGUGGACACUCAAAAAUUAGCGCACAUUCGGAAAACGUUAUUCCAGAUAUUUAACGUUCUCAAAUUUAACAUUCAGUUGGUGCAAAGCGAUCCAGAAUCACAGACGUUGUCCGUUAUUAUCCAAUUUUAGAUGCUAUUGUUUGCUUUUGGACGCUAAUGUCUGAUUUUGAACGCAAGUGUCUGAAUGCCGACACCAGUUUCCGACUCUAGACACUAGUAUUCGAUUUUAGGCACUAGUGUCCGGUCUUGGACACUAGUAUUCGAUUUUAGGCACUAGUGUCCGGUCUUGGACACUAGUAUUCGAUUUUAGGCACUAGUGUCCGGUCUUGGACACUAGUGUUCGAUUUUAAACACGAGUGUCCGAUUUUAGACUUAAAUGUCCGAUUUUGAACACUAGCGUUCGAUUUUGGACACUUGUGUUUGAUUUUAAACACUAGUGUCUGUGUAUAAGGCCAGUCUUGAAGCUACCGUCUGAUUUUAGACACUAGUGUCCGAUUUAGAUGACGUUAAACUGACAAAAAUUAACUCCCUAUAUUCUUCGUGCCUGUUUUAAUUAUCGUUGGCCGCAAAUGUUUAGCUUAUAUUGUACUAUUGUUUCGGUACCCUUUAAUCAGCUGUGCAUUCAUUUAAAAUAUGGUAAUUCUCUAUACCAGGCCCUUGCGGGGGAAGUAGGAAUGAGUAGUGAACUGGACGAAGUGGCACGUGCUCUGUUCAAUGGUCAGCUUCCUAGUAUUUGGCGCAAGCUUGCUCCAGCCACGCUCAAAUCGCUCGGCAACUGGAUGGAGCAUUUCCUCAAACGCCUCAGCCAGUACAACAAAUGGGUUAGUAGUCGUCUGACACCUUUGAUUAUUAACAUUUUGAUAUUAAAUUAGAGUGUCAGCUAUUUAUUAUGGACUGGCUCGUAUGAGCACUUGAAAGAGGUUGCUGGUGGGAUGUCCGUGAAUUUGACUACAUUUAUCCUCUGUGGAGAAGAGUAGAGUUCGUCUCAACCAAUCAAAUAUCAGGGUCCUUAAAAGCUCGCAUAUUUGUUUGAUUGUGUUCGAGUUGUUCGUUUUGUUUUUUGUAUUUUGUAUGCGCGCUCCUUGCUUGCAUUCUCUUGCUUACAUUCUCUUGCUUACGGGAAAUCUGUUGGGCGAUCUGAACAAAUCAGGUUCGUUACGAGCUCAUUUGCUUGUUUCCUUCUAUUUUUAUUUGUUUUGUUUCCCCACUGACUCGGAGAAUAUAUUUUGUGAUCAUUUAUUUGUAUGUUACCCAUUCAAGAAGAGAGGACUCGCUUACCAGGAAAACAAAACCCGAUUUUUAUGUAGGAAUCACCAAAAAUAGUGUAGAUUGCCUCAAUGCAGGAAACCUUUUCUGAUAACUAUUGGGACAAAUUCUCAUUUCUCUUGUCAUAGGUGAAUGACGGUGAGCCCGCAGUGAUCUGGUUAUCCGGGCUACACAUCCCGGAGUCUUAUUUGACCGCCCUUGUGCAAGCCACCUGUCGUAAGAACGGCUGGCCCCUGGAUCGGUCCACACUGUACACCACAGUUACGAAAUACAAGACCGCAGAGGAGGUCACCGAGAGGGCACAUUCUGGCUGCUUUGUGAGUGGACUAUACCUGGAAGGUGCCUCUUGGGACUUAGAGGCAGGGUGCUUAAGAAGACCCAAACCGAAGGUUCUUGUUGAGGAGCUGCCUGUCUUGAAAGUGAUCCCAAUUGAGGGACACAGGCUCAAAUUACAGGUAAAUAGAAAUGUUUUCCGGUGCGUAGUGGUCUUUGAAUCAGUAGCUUAAUGUUCAUCCUCCCCAAAGGGUUUGCGUUAUUUAGCAGUUGAAAGCUAAAGCAGUAUUGUUUAUCUUAUUAUCCGUGCGACGCCCGCGCACGCUUUUAUUGAAAAACAAAUCUCCGUAUGAGAGCCGCGUGCGAAAGGGCCCCGCCGUAAAAAGCCUUAAGGGCCAGGGUACGGUUCUGCAGAGGAAGGCAAGAAGAAAGGAAAACAGAGAAAGGUCGUGGUCAUAUGAUAAAAUGUUUAUGGACUGAUUUAGGUUCAGCUGGUUGGGAAAAUAUUUGGCUCUCGGUUACCGUUAUGACUUGUUCUCCCACUCAGCUUAUGAUAAAAUAUUUGUUUCAAGUUCAUUGUUUGAUUCAGUUGAUCAUUCUUUCAAGGGGGACCCUUGUGCGUACAAAUGUGUUCCUUGAUUUGAGGUUUUCCUUCAAUGUUAAUAUUAGAUUAACAGGUAGGGGACGUACCUGCUUCAGUUAGGACUAAACUUUUUGUUUCUAGAGUAGAGAUUUCCAUUGAAGGGAGGGCUUUCCCAUUACAGUUGCUUCAUUUUCCUUGUUGUGCCAUUCUAAAUCUGUAGUUUUUUGUUAAAAGUGAGCGUUUACAUGUCUAAUUCUUCCCGAUCUUUUCCUUCUAAUUCCCGUUUAGCAACUGCGCUUACUAUAACUCAAGUGUAAGUAUACAAUAUCUAAUUUUUUUUCUUCUUUUUUGUAGAACACAUACCGCUCACCCGUGUACACAACAUCUCAGCGUCGUAACGCAAUGGGAGUGGGACUGGUCUUUGAAGCUGACCUGGCCACUCAUGAACACAUAUCUCACUGGGUAUUACAAGGUGUUUGCCUUACACUCAACUCCGACUGAAAGCUUCUCUUGUUAAACUGUUAAACUCGCCUCCAAAAUUAAAACCCUGUGACUAGUGAAACUCGCCUCCAAAAUUACAACCCUGUCACAGGUGAAUUUGGUUUGCCUUCGUCUGUUCUCCUGUGUGGUUUGUUUCUAGGAUGGCUGAAUGUAGUGUCGUUGUUUUAGGUGCCUGAUCUUAUUCUCUUUUUCAGGCGGUUCAUACCGCAUUGUAGUUUUGAGGAGAUCAAGUCGAGAAAGCCUAAUAUAAGCUUAAUCGAUUUAGCUUUAGUGAAUGAAUUUUUGUAAAUAGCAGAACAGUUUUCCUUACCAUACCUUUCAUUCGCACCCAAACAUUACUCGUAAUAUCAUUCUCUUAGUUGGAGUUUUUCUUGAGUGAAAAAAAUAGAAGAAGAAAAACAAUUUAAAAAUGAUUUUGUUGGACGUGUAUGAUGAGUGUAUUUUCAAACGUUUUUCGUAAUAAAAUUACUUCAUUUUGCCUUUGAAAAAGGCUCUCAAAUCUGUUUUCCUGUACUGUCUUUGCGUGCAGUCCGUAAGACAUUUUCCCCGCAUAUUCAUACCGGAAGUAGAGG